AUGAUGGAAACUGCAAUUCGUCAUGGCCAUGCGCUGCACUUGCCGGAAGUAUCUGCGACGCAGGACGGCAUAGAUGAGUUGGAAGCGUGGCUGGUGAACGCACGGCUGGAGGGUGUCUUAGUGCAGUCAGAGGAGAUCCUUGCCACUGGGCGGCAACUUGGAGAUCAGGCCUUCAGCAGGCUUCGGCUGCGUUUGACGUGCGUGGCGGCACUGGCAGAGUGCUUGGCCUGGAUUCGGGAACAUUUCGGCGGUCAUGUCUUGAGGUCAUUGCGCCUAUCGAGAAAUGACAUUGGUCCUUCGGGUGGAGAGGAUGUCGCGUUGAAAUUCUUUCCACUUGGAGCGCUUAGCCGCGAACAAAGGAAGGAGUAUGAUUUGGAUCUCUCUGAAAACCCGCUUGGUGACCUUGGAGUGAGCUUGCUGGCGAAGGCAGUCCAAAGAAGAGACUGUCAUGCAGUUUUGCAGCUCCGGGACGUUGGAUGUGGUGCAGAGGGUUGCAGAUCUUUGACACAGUGCUUUCAAACCUUGAAGGGGCUGGACUUAAGUCAGAAUGACAUUCCAGAGGCUGAAGUGAAUGCAUUGGCAGCGAAGUUGCCAAGAAGCUCACGCUUUGCCUUGCCAGGACUCAGCCAAAUAUCAAGUGUCACAGUCGCAGCAGUCGCAGCAGUCGCAGCGGUUUCCUCUGACCACGUCAAGGAUUCCAAGGCGACUGGCGCGAUAUCAAGGGCUCAGGCUGCCUUGGAACGUGCACGACUGGCUCUAGGGAAGGACAGAUCAUCCUGGUCACCUGCCUCGAUUUCAGGUGCUGGGCCAGGUGCGCGUCUCCCUCGUGCUCCUCAGCCUUCUCAGGUGGGGAGCGAGUCUGACACCAUGGAUCCGAGCAUUUCUGCAUCUUUCAUCACUGCCAUCCCUGGGCAGCGGUUGCCCGAUCAAAGGACAUCAGCAAAGGCACAGGCAGUCCUAGAUCGUGCACGCCUUGUCUUAUCCUCCAAGACGAUGAGACAUGGCAGCUUGCAAGCCACUUUGCAGGCCCCUGGGCAAGAGCAGCUCAUGCCAAUGCCCCCCAUGCCCCCCAUGCCCUCCAUGCCCCCCACGCGCCCCAUGCGGGUGGAGGCGGCAGCAGAUCUGUCAGAAGAUCUGUCAGGGGCGGUGAUGCCUCAUCUUCAUUCAAAACAAGGGGUAAUCUUACAGUUGCGGAAGGAAGUUGAGGUGCCACAACUGCCACAAGCAAUGGAUGGAGUGAUGCAAACACCACUGUCAAAGCCCAUGGUGGUGCCGCAACCGAAGCAAGGGGUGCCAACAGCUGCAGAGCUUGGCGGUUCUCAGGAAGGACAAAGGCCGCAAAGUUCACAAAGCUCAGAUAGCUCGAGCUGCAAGUCACCAGCCUUCGAUCGGGCGCUUGGUGAAGUUGCGAGUUUGCAACAGGCUUUGGGCCAACUGGCAGGCGGCCUUGGGUUGGCAGCCAGGUCGCCAUCUUUAUCGCUGUCGGAUGAGAACGAGCCUGAUGCAGAGGCCCUCGCAAUGCCUGAGCGAACAGUUCGGCUGGAGCGAGAGGUGGCUGAGCUCAGGGAGGACGUGCGUCGGAUUGAGCACACUGUUUCAUCCUUGCAGGUGGAGCCUGAACAGGAGGAUGGAAUCGAAGCUGUACCGGCUCGGGACUGGGCGGAGAAGAUCAAGCCCAGGGAAAACGAAGAUUUGAAGCCUGAAAACGGAACCCUGGCGCUGGACGAGGAGGACAUGUGCUCCAUGCCAAGCAUUGCAUCUUUGAAAGCGGAGAAGGAUAUGAGAGAGUCCGAUUUCCCCUUGUCUCCGAAAUCUCCGAAAGCCCCACCAAAGGGCAAAGGCAAGGGCAAGGGUCCACCUUUGCCUGGCAAAGCUUCGCCCCAGAAGCCUGAAGGAAGUCCGAGUGCCAGGGCUAGUCCAGCAGGGCCCGGGGCAGCAGAAGCGGCCGAGGGGGCCCAGGGGGCCCAAGCUGCUGUUGAUCUAUUGGGUCCACCAGGUCCACCCCCAGCUACCAAGGGAAAAGGAAAGGCCAAAGGUGCGAAGGGGGGAUCCAAAGGUGGGAAAGGCCCACCUCCACCUGCCAAAGGACCACCCCCAAAGGCCCCAGCUGCGAAGGCGGCUCCCAAGUCACAAGCAAAAGCCGAGAGUAAGGCACCUUUUCACAAAAAGUUGUACUGGAAACAGGUUGACAUCGCAGAUGCUGAAGGUACCAUCUUCAGUCAGGAGAGUAGGGCCAGAUCGAACACAUGCAGUGCAAUUGACUUCAACGCACUUUCCAAGAUUCUGGAAGCUGAAAAGACAAAGGGUUCUCAGCUUCAGCGCCGGUCUUCUGGCGUUUUGAGCAAAGCUCAAAUGCGGAAUAUUGGAACAAAGGUCUUAAGUGAUCACCGAGCUCGGAAUAUCGCCAUUGUUUUGAAGCGCAUGCCCACAAGCACAACAGACCUUGUGCAUGUUUUGAGCAGCUUGCGGUGGGAGGAUGACCGCAUCAGCAGUGAUGACUUGGAACAGAUUUUGGAAGCAAUUCCGACGCAUGAUGAGGCCAAGAAGCUGCGGGAACAUAGUGCUCCAGAAGAUUGCCAAAAGCUGCGCGAUGUUGAACAGAUGGUGAUGCCCUUGACCCUUUUGAGCAGAUCUUCAGCCAGAGUUCGUGUACUUUGCAUUGCGCGCAAUGCACGAUUACACUUCAAAUCAACCAUGAGGAGUUUGGCGAGAAUUCGGGCUGCCUGUUUGGCAAUCCAGGGAUCUGGCAUGCUCCGAAAUGUCAUGCUCUUGGCACUGGAGCUUGGCAACUUCGUCAACCACGGGGAUUCCAAGAAAGGAGCGAAGGCCAUUGCCAUCAGCUCCCUAUUAGCCCUCCGAGAUUUCAAAUUUAGCGAGGGCAUUUCCAUGCUACACUUCCUGUGCGCAUCAGUGAUGCGUUCAGAUGCCAAUGCCAAUGCAGCCCAAAUCCUUCAGAAAGAGUUGCUGCCAGCAGAGAGGAUAGCAAAGAUGCAGGUUCAGGGGCUUUCCGCUGCAAUGAAGUCUUUUACUCGCGACCUGGAUACCAUCAAAUCAGAGUGCCAAAACUAUUUGGCAGAGUAUGAAGGUGCGGAUACAGCCCCAGCAGAGUCGGAUGGUGAGGAGGAUGCAAAGGAGUUUGGGCAGGAGCUGGCAGAGGUUCAAGCUGCAGCUGCUGCCGCAGCUUGUGACAUGCUGGACAGCCCACUGAAGACCCAAAGAGAAGAUGAAGACGCAACCCGCUGGGUAGAGGAUGUCAUGAAGAUUCGCGGCUCUGCCCAGCGCCGUCUGCGGUGUAUGAGGCGUAUUCUGGAGAAGCUUUGCAAUCUUUUGAAAGCAGACAUGGAUUCCACUGCAGUGCAGGUGCAUGCUACCCUGCGAUUUUGCGGUGUCAUGCUGCCCAGGGCAUCUUCGUCAGAGGUGCACUUGCCAGAGGUGUAG
Cladocopium goreaui is the source of this 3438-nucleotide messenger RNA. NCBI's taxonomy places the organism in Eukaryota, Dinophyceae, Suessiales, Symbiodiniaceae. The record is from the annotation of a GenBank genome assembly.